Messenger RNA from Oikopleura dioica, 2205 nucleotides. The record is from the annotation of a GenBank genome assembly. Lineage: Eukaryota; Metazoa; Chordata; Appendicularia; Copelata; Oikopleuridae.
AUGGCUGAGCUACGAGCUUUAGCAGAGUUGAUGAAGAUCCCUGCUCAUCAUUUUAGUGACGCAGAAUGUGCACUGAAUAACGUCAGAUUCAAUUUGAAGGAAGAUAAAGAUAUUACCGAAGUCAAACUUCGCGAGUUAUGCUCGAGAUCCAUUUCAAUAUAUGGAUUAUACGAGUUGUGGGAAGAAGGAGCGUCGUACGAAGAAGUUCACAAAAACUUUCGGGAAAACGAUGAUAGUCUGAGGGCUCCUUUUUACGAAAAAGAAUUCGCUUUCGAAAUCGAACUAAUUCACCGAAAAAAGAUGACCAUGCCAGAGAGAAUUCGCAAGUUUGAUUCUUUUGCAAACUGCUUGCCAAUGCGAGGCAAGAUCAACUUAAAAAAUCCCGAGUGCAAAAUAACGAUCAUCGAGAAUUAUGGGAUACCAAAGGAUAACUCGCCUCGUCGCGAAGACGACCUUGUCUACGUCUCAGUUGGUCGAUUUCUCUGCAAUGGACAACGAAACUUGAUCGAAAAAUAUGCUGUCAGGAAUCGUGUCGCCGUUGGAAAUACCUCCAUGGAUGCAGAGUUGUGCCUGUUCAUGACCAACUUGGCGCAAGUGAGCGCAGGGUCUCUUGUUUUUGACCCAUUCUGUGGGACGGGGAGUAUGCUCCUCACUUCCGCACAUUUCAAAUCGAUGGUCUUGGGGUCGGAUAUUUGCUGGAACGUAAUGAUGGCGAAAGGAAAAUCAGCGAGAAUGGGACAGGAAAACAGAAAACCGAACGAAACACUCCGUGGAGCUUUAGAAGGAUUUGGACUUGGAGGACAUUGUGUGGACUCAUUAGUUAUUGACAACAACAUCAACCCCUGGAGAGGCAUAGAUGGUGGUUGGUUUGACGCGAUUAUCACUGAUCCUCCUUAUGGGGUCCGAGAAAAGUCGGAAAAGGUUGGAACUUCGAAGAAAUUUGAUGACUGGAUUGACUUUGAUGGGACGCAUUUUCCGGAUAAAGUCGCUUAUAAUUUGAACGACGUGUUCGCAGACUUGAUGAAGUUCUCCAACAAGCACCUACGCGUUGGAGGACGACUAGUCUUUUGGUAUCCGGUCUCGAGAGAAGAGCUAAAAAAGCAUGGCAAGCUUCUUUACCCGCGGCACUCUUCUUUCGAACUGUUUUGCGAUUGCGAGCAAAUACUGAACAUGAGGACGUCGAGGAUAUUGCUAGUUUAUUCAAAAAUACAAUCACAUCAUUCCGAAGAUGUUGACGCGUCUGGCGACAUGGUUGUGUUGCGUCGUAGACAAUUGAACUUGAUUCGAGGAUGUGUCUUCCUCUUUGGGCUGUUUGGAAUGCUCGCCUUUCUUUACUACUUUACUGAAGAUACAAAAGAGAUCCAACGAAAGCUAGAAAAUGUGCUCAAAGAUAUCAACAUCGACACAGAAAAUGCAAUGGAAGCAAUCAAAGAACUUGAAGAUCAUCUUGAGGAUUUGGAAAUAAGACCGAUGCCUGAAGCGCAAUUCGUCGUUUACAAUCGAGUUCCAAAGUGCGCAUCGAUGUCAAUGACUACCCUGAGUUAUAAACUGGGAGGAAAGAACAAUUUUAAAGUGGAGUCACCUUACGAGCCAGGCGAGAAGCCCGAAAAGACCAUCACGGAGCAGCGAGAAUUCGUCGAUUUCCUUCAAAACCAAGAACCUCCAUAUAUGUACAUUAGACAUCAGUACUACAUUGACUUCAGUGAACUCAACGAAGAUUUUUCCGCUGCUUACAUCAACAUGAUCCGUGAUCCGAUCGACCGUUUUGAAAGUUUCUACUAUUUCUCCAGAUUCGGCAAUGAAAAGGGCGGUGGUGGGAACGCGCGGCUCUCCGAUGAACAACUUGUUCCUUACUUUUGUGGCAUGGACGCUGAAUGCAACAAUCGACAUAUUCGCGCCGUUCAGAUUGCCAAAGAACAUAUUGAAGAAAACUAUCUCUUCGUUGGAACUCUUGAAGAAAUGGACCUUUCUCUCGGGAUUCUGGAGCAGCUGUUGCCUGGUUUCUUCAGCGGUGCCCGAGAACUCACCGUUUCGGACGAAUCCCAAAACAUGAAAACACAAACGAAAACUUUGAACAAGAAAAAGACAUCGCCAGAGACGCGAGAAUGGCUCAAAGAAAACACUUCGCUGAAGCUUGAAUACGAACUCUACGACUUUGUCGUGGAGCGCCUCCACCGUGCUGCCAAAAAACUAAAAGUUUCCUAA